AUGGCGGCGCGGUCGUUGACCCCACGUUUUGGAGGGCGAGUGACGUCACAACUGACCUGCCUCAACGACCUUGAACGGAAAUUCGGUAGGGGCUUGACGUCUGUACGCGAUGUUGACUCAGUUGCGCGCGAGCUGUGCCCGUUGCCUGCACGCUCCUCGCUCGUCACUCACAAAACACACGGAAAACAACGAAAAUCCGCCGAAUGGACCUCGCCGGCGAGACGAUUCCCGCCGAAAUUGAUUCACGAACUUUGA
Danaus chrysippus (African queen) is the source of this 255-nucleotide messenger RNA. The record is from the annotation of a GenBank genome assembly. NCBI's taxonomy places the organism in Eukaryota, Metazoa, Arthropoda, Insecta, Lepidoptera, Nymphalidae.